CAGUGUUAUUUUGCUUGGUGAAAAGAGGGUACCAGGACAGUUGGUUGUAAGGUUACUUGAAAACUGCUCUAGUAGUACUAACAGUAUCGACGCUGACCUUUGAAAAGGAGUAAGGUAUUCUUUUUACCUGAGUACCUGAAUAACCAAAAACUCUUAGGCAGCGGGCGACGGACGCCCACCGACGCCAUGGCGACCUUUGUGCUAUACGAGUCAGCGGUGGGUUAUGGGCUGUUCGAGGUCACUGAGUUCGAUGAGAUUGGCCAGGCUGUCGACAAGGUGCAGGAGGCCGUCAGCGACCUGGCCCGGUUUGGACGUAUCGUUAAAAUGACUGCCUUCAAGCCAUUCCCGUCAGCAGCGGACUCGCUGGAGCAGAUCAAUGCGAUUUCCGAAGCACAGCUAACGGAAGAGCUGAAGAACUUCUUGGAGCAAAACCUGCCAAAGGUUAAGGAGGGCAAGAAGCCUAAGUUUAAGCUCGGAGUUUUCGAGCCCAAGCUGGGCAGCAUUAUCCAGGAGACGACAAACAUCCCAUGCAUCAGCAACGAUGUUGUGGGCGAGGUCAUUCGCGGCAUCCGCGCGAACCUGGCCCGCUUUGUCAGCGUGCCAGAGACGGACAUGAAGCGCGCGCAGCUGGGUCUGGCGCACUCUUACUCGCGCGCCAAGGUGAAGUUCAACGUCAACAAGGUGGACAACAUGAUCAUUCAGGCCAUCGCCCUGCUUGACACCCUCGACAAGGACAUCAACACCUUCGUCAUGCGCGUGCGCGAGUGGUACUCGUGGCACUUCCCAGAGCUGGUGAAGAUUGUCAACGACAACUAUCAGUACGCUCGGCUGGCGCUGGUGGUGAAGGACAAGUCCGCGCUGUCGGAGGAGCACCUGCCCGCCAUGGCGGAGAUCUUGGGCGAGGAGGCCAAGGCCAAGGAGAUCCUUGACGCCGCCCGUUCCUCCAUGGGCCAGGACAUCUCCCCCAUCGACCUGCUCAACAUUGAGGUGUUUGCGCAGCGUGUGAUCAAGCUGGCGGAAUACCGCCAGAAGCUGCACACCUACCUGCUCGACAAGAUGCACGCCGUGGCGCCCAACCUGUCGGCGCUCAUUGGCGAGACGGUGGGCGCGCGCCUGAUCAGCCACGCCGGCAGCCUCACCAACCUGGCCAAGUACCCCGCCUCCACCGUGCAGAUCCUGGGAGCGGAGAAGGCGCUGUUCAGGGCGCUCAAGACCAAGGGGAACACGCCCAAGUACGGCCUCAUCUUCCACUCAUCCUUCAUCGGCCGCGCCAAGCAGCGCAACAAGGGCCGCAUCUCGCGCUACCUGGCCAACAAGUGCUCCAUCGCCUCCCGCAUCGACUGCUUCAUGGACUCCGCCACCAGCGUGUUCGGAGAGAAGAUGCGCGAGCAGGUUGAGGAGCGGUUGCGGUUCUACGAGGAGGGAGUGGCGCCGCGCAAGAACUCCAACGUGAUGGGAGAGGCCAUGGAGGUCGUGAAGACGCAGCUGGAGACGGAGGCGAAGGAGGAGGACGGCGACAAGAAGAAGAAGAAGGAGAAGAAGGAGAAGCGGAAGCGCGAGGAGGAGGCGCCGGAGGAGGAGCCCGCGGCGGAGGACGGUGUUAAGGAGAAGAAGAAGAAGGACAAGAAGAAGGGGCAAGCGGAGGAGGCGGCACCAGCGGCCGAUGGCGAAAAGAAGAAGAAGAAGAAGGCCAAGGAGUAAAUGGCUGCUACAAGGCCUUCCCAUGUAAUUGUUGUUGACCUUUAUGACUUGACGGCGACUCGCCAACUGAUAGACAGCCUUUGCGAACUCUUAUCUGCACCAACCGGCGUUGGUGUAGUGUACGGACGUGUCCGCUAUGUUCUCUGACUUCAUGACUGAUUUCGUUGUUUGCCGUACUGGUCAGAUGUGCCGUACUGGCCUGACACGGGUUAUUAGAGGGUAGAAGUCUCUGCGUGUAACGUGAUACAGUUAGAUUUUGUUACGGGGGCCCAUAUUGAUGCGGUGCUAGUGUGGUAGGACUUAUAAGAUGCAUUAGGAGACCCAAAGAUGCAGGUGCUUAGUAGGCCAGUAACAUGGCAGAUUCACCCGACGGAAUUGUGCGCACCUAUGCUGCUAAGCAUAGAUACCGUGGGCACCUAAGACGUAUAAGCCCC
Astrephomene gubernaculifera is the source of this 2135-nucleotide messenger RNA. The record is from the annotation of a GenBank genome assembly. Lineage: Eukaryota; Viridiplantae; Chlorophyta; Chlorophyceae; Chlamydomonadales; Astrephomenaceae.